Erinaceus europaeus (western European hedgehog) is the source of this 2896-nucleotide messenger RNA. RefSeq names its product endothelin converting enzyme like 1 (gene ECEL1). Gene Ontology annotation, molecular function: metalloendopeptidase activity. Gene Ontology annotation, cellular component: plasma membrane. The record is from RefSeq and is a predicted model, not a curated record. The transcript is spliced from 18 exons. Bases 359 to 2668 code for a protein of 769 amino acids. Gene Ontology annotation, biological process: protein processing. Lineage: Eukaryota; Metazoa; Chordata; Mammalia; Eulipotyphla; Erinaceidae.
GAGGAGGGUGGAGCCGCUGGCGCGCCCCCUCCCUCGGGGCCGGCGGGCAGCAGAGGCGGCGGCAGAGGCGGCGGCGGGCGCACGGGGAGAGAGAGCGGCUGCCCACCCCGCUUCCGCCCGGGUUCGGCUGCCGCGUCCCUGCCCGGCCCGGCACACACCUGCCCGGAGUUUCUUGUAGCCCCAGAAUCUGCACCGAAGCCUGGUGCCCCUCCUCGACGUGCGUGCGAACCUGAGCCCAGCCCUCCUCCCCGCAGCUUCGGCCCGCGGGACCAUGCGGGGGAGACCGGCCGGCAGCCCCGAGGCCCCUCACCUCCCGUAGCCCAGAUCACCAAGGCUCAGUAGCCGUGGCCGGGGCGCCAUGGAGACCCCGUAUUCCAUGACGGCGCACUACGAUGAGUUCCAGGAGGUCAAGUACGUGAGCCGCUGUGGCCCGGGGGGCGCCCGGGGGUCCUCCCUGCCCCCCGGAUUUCCACUGGGCGCGGGGCGCAGCACCCCUGGGGCUCGGACCAGCCUGCCGCGCUGGAACCGACGCGAGGUGUGCCUGCUGUCGGGGCUGGUAUUCGCCGCCGGUCUAUGCGCCAUCCUGGCGGCUAUGCUGGCGCUCAAGUACCUGGGCCCGGGCGCGGGGGGCGGCGGCGGGGACCCCGAGAGCUGCCCAGAGCGCAAGGCCUUCGCGCGCGCCGCCCGCCUGCUGGCCGCCAACCUGGACGCCAGCAUCGACCCGUGCCAGGACUUCUACUCGUUCGCGUGCGGCGGCUGGCUGCGGCGCCACGCCAUCCCCGACGAUCGGCUGACCUACGGCACCAUCGCGGCCAUCGGCGAGCAGAACGAGGAGCGGCUGCGGCGGCUGCUGGCGCGGCCCGCGGGAGGCCCGGGGGGCGCAGCGCAGCGCAAGGUGCGCGCCUUCUUCCGCUCAUGCCUGGACAUGCGGGAGAUCGAGCGGCUCGGGCCGCGGCCCAUGCUCGAGGUCAUCGCCGACUGCGGCGGCUGGGACCGGGGCGGCGCCGCCGAGCGCUGGGACCUCAACAGCCUGCUGUUCAAGGCGCAGGGCGUGUACAGCGCGGCCGCGCUCUUCUCGCUCACUGUCGGCCUGGACGACAGGAAUUCCUCGCGCUACGUCAUCCGCAUCGAUCAGGACGGGCUUACCCUGCCCGAAAGGACCCUGUACUUGGCUCAGGAUGAGGAGAGUGAGAAGGUGCUGGCCGCCUACCGUGUGUUCAUGGAGCGGCUUCUCAGCCUGCUGGGCGCCGAUGCUGUGGAGCAGAAGGCUCGGGAGAUUCUGCAGCUGGAGCAGCAGCUGGCCAAUAUCACCCUCUCUGAGUACGAUGACCUCCGUCGAGAUGUCAGCUCUGUGUACAACAAGGUGACACUGGGGCAGCUGCAGAAGAUCACGCCCCAUCUGCGGUGGAAGUGGCUGCUGGACCAGAUCUUCCAGGAGGACUUCUCAGAGGAAGAGGAGGUGGUGCUGCUGGCCACAGACUACAUGCAGCAGGUGUCCCAGCUCAUCCGUUCCACUCCCCGCAGGAUCCUUCACAACUACCUGGUGUGGCGAGUGGUGGUGGUGCUGAGUGAGCACCUGUCCCUGCCCUUCCGGGAGGCGCUGCACGAGCUGGCCCGCGAGAUGGAGGGUGGUGACAAGCCUCAGGAGCUGACCCGCAUCUGCCUGGGUCAGGCCAACCGCCACUUUGGCAUGGCACUUGGCGCCCUCUUCGUCCAUGAGCACUUCUCUGCUGCCAGCAAAGCCAAGGUGCAGCAACUGGUAGAAGACAUCAAAUACAUCCUGGGUCAGCGGCUGGAGGAGCUGGACUGGAUGGACGCUGAGACCAAGGCGGCAGCCAGGGCCAAGCUCCAAUACAUGAUGGUGAUGGUGGGGUACCCUGACAUCCUGUUGAAGCCUGAGGCUGUGGACAAAGAGUAUGAGUUCGAGGUCCACGAGAAGACCUACUUCAAGAACAUCCUGAACAGCAUCCGCUUCAGCAUCCAGCUGUCAGUCAAGAAGAUUCGGCGCGAGGUGGACAAGUCCACGUGGCUGCUCCCUCCACAGGCGCUCAAUGCCUACUAUCUACCCAACAAGAACCAAAUGGUCUUUCCCGCGGGCAUCUUGCAGCCCACACUGUACGACCCCGACUUUCCGCAGUCUCUGAACUUUGGAGGCAUUGGCACCAUCAUCGGGCAUGAGCUGACCCAUGGCUACGACGACUGGGGGGGCCAGUACGAUCGCUCAGGCAACCUGCUGCACUGGUGGACUGAGGCCUCCUACAGCCGCUUCCUGCGCAAGGCCGAGUGCAUUGUCCACCUCUAUGACAACUUCACUGUCUACAACCAGCGGGUGAACGGGAAGCACACGCUGGGUGAGAACAUCGCAGACAUGGGUGGUCUCAAGCUGGCAUACUACGCCUAUCAGAAGUGGGUGCGGGAGCACGGCCCGGAGCACCCCCUGCACCGGCUCAAGUACACACACAACCAGCUCUUCUUCAUCGCCUUUGCCCAGAACUGGUGCAUCAAGCGGCGCUCCCAGUCCAUCUACCUGCAGGUGCUGACUGACAAGCACGCGCCCGAGCACUACAGGGUGCUGGGCAGUGUGUCUCAGUUUGAGGAGUUCAGCCGGGCCUUCCACUGCCCCAAGGACUCGCCAAUGAACCCUACCCACAAGUGCUCCGUGUGGUGAGCACGACUGUCUGCCCACUCUCACCCCUGCACGAAUGGCCUGGCCGGGGCAGGCAUGGACCCGGCUCUGGCCCUCUUGGGAGCACCCCCUGCGGCCCCCACCUCCAGAGGAGCCAGAGCAGGGAUGCAUGGGGACUCUCCCUGGGAGCCUGGUGGGGACCCCAUGCCCUCCAGCUCCCCUGGCUGUAUUCUUGCUGCUAAGUCUGGCCAAUAAAGCUGCUUUACUGUU